AAAAAAAAAAUGGAAAAGACUGAAAACAAAGUGCAGUAGUACAUGGGAUGGGACAAUCUUUUCCAUUUCAGUUUAGUCCAACAGAGCCAGCGGUGGCUGUGUAAGUACUGAAGUUGCCUCGCGACCGGAAAGCUUGAUUAUGCACUUGGGUUUUCUAUGAAAAAGCUUAAAUUUUGGUGAAUAAAAGUUGAUAAUCGCAGCUUUUUCGUUCGUGGGUUUUGGUUAUUGGUCGGAGGGGAUGGCUUCUUCAAUGGUCAGUGGAGUUGAAAAGCUCAUAAGGGUUGCGCCAGCUGGCUUGGGUUUCAGUGGGUCAGAUUUACACGGGAAGCAUUUUCCCAAGCUGGGCUUAGUAUCUUGUGCUGGAAAUGGGGUAAAUAUCAGGGCCAGAAGCAAAAUCCCUGUUUUGAGAUGCAGCCUUGCGGAAUCUAGGCCGCCUUCACAACCCAGAUUCAUUCAGCACAAGAAAGAGGCAUAUUGGUUUUACAGGUUUCUGUCUAUUGUUUAUGACCAUGUGAUAAACCCUGGGCACUGGACUGAAGACAUGCGAGACGAGGCACUUGAGCCAGCUGAGCUCACCAGCAGGAAUAUGAUAGUGGUAGACGUUGGUGGAGGAACAGGGUUUACUACUUUAGGAAUAGUCAAGCAUGUGGAUGCUAAGAAUGUUACCAUUCUUGAUCAGUCCCCUCAUCAGCUUGCCAAGGCUAAGCAGAAGGAGCCCCUGAAAGAUUGCAAAAUUAUUGAGGGCGAUGCAGAGGACCUUCCCUUUAGAACUGAUUAUGCUGACAGAUAUAUCUCUGCUGGCAGUAUCGAGUACUGGCCAGACCCACAGCGUGGUAUCAGGGAAGCAUAUAGAGUCUUGAAACUUGGAGGCAAGGCUUGCAUAAUUGGUCCAGUACAUCCAACAUUCUGGUUGUCUCGAUUUUUUGCAGAUAUGUGGAUGCUUUUCCCAAAGGAGGAAGAGUACAUCGAAUGGUUUCAAAAGGCUGGAUUUAAGGAUGUUAAACUGAAGAGGAUUGGCCCAAAAUGGUAUCGUGGUGUUAGACGACAUGGUCUCAUCAUGGGAUGUUCUGUAACAGGUGUAAAACCUGCAUCUGGUGACUCACCUCUGCAGAUUGGUCCAAAAACCGAGGAUGUAUCAAAACCUGCAAAUCCCCUGGUCUUUCUCCUACGCUUCGUGCUUGGUGCUAUGGCAGCUACCUACUUUGUCUUGGUUCCUAUUUACAUGUGGCUGAAAGAUCAAAUUGUUCCCAAAGGUCAACCAAUAUAAGGAAGGGGACCUUUUUACCUGGUUUUCUUGCUAGGGAUAUGCUUCUCGUAAUAGCUACUAGGAGUUUGCGGACAUCUUUAAUUCGUAGUAAUGAUGAUGAUGUAAUCCCUCAAGGCUUCUCCAAUAUACAAGCCAUGCUUGUUCACAUGCGAGGGAUAUAAGAGCUACUAGGGGUUUGCGGACAUAUUCGUAGUGAUGAUGACGAUAUAAUACCUCAAGGCUUGCUUCUCCAAUAUACAAGCCAUGCCUGUUCACACAAGAAAGAUAGGCAGCUUCUGAAUCCCAGUUGCAGUGAACGCUUUUCCUCGUAUCCAUGAGUUAGAGCAACUAUCUUCAUUUUUAUGACACGGAAUCCAGUAAUCCUUCUGUAGUUCUUGGAGUAUUUGUCGAAUAUCUAGUUGAUUUUGCAUAUGAUUUUUCAGGUUUCUCUCCUU
Messenger RNA from Coffea eugenioides, 1701 nucleotides. Its product is annotated as 2-methyl-6-phytyl-1,4-hydroquinone methyltransferase, chloroplastic-like. Gene Ontology annotation, molecular function: 2-methyl-6-phytyl-1,4-benzoquinone methyltransferase activity. NCBI's taxonomy places the organism in Eukaryota, Viridiplantae, Streptophyta, Magnoliopsida, Gentianales, Rubiaceae. The coding region runs from base 239 to 1267 and encodes 342 amino acids. Gene Ontology annotation, biological process: methylation. The transcript is spliced from 3 exons. The record is from RefSeq and is a predicted model, not a curated record.